AUGUCUGGCAGCUGCUGUUCUGGGACUUGCACCAUGGUGCCAGCCAUCUCAAUCUGCUCAACAGAGGUGAGCUGUGAAAGUCCCACCAUCUGUCUGACUGCUUCCUGCCCAAGUCCAACAUGGCAGCUGGUUAGCUGUGAAGAACCAUGUGGCACAUCCUCAAACUGUGCUCCAAGUUGCUGUGAAUCCUCUUGCUGUGAGCCCAGUUGCUGCCAGCCUACAGUGUGCUGUGAACCCACUCCAUGUGAACCAUCUUGCUGUGAGCCCAGUUCCUGUGAGCCUGUCUGCUCUGUGCCCACUUGCUGCCAACCUGUCUGCCCUGUACAAGCUUGUUGCCAACCUAUUUGCUGUGAUACCAGUUCCUGUGAGCCAUCUUGCUCUGUGCCCACUUGUUGCCAACCAGUGUGCUCUUUACAAACUUGCUGCCAGCCCAUUUGCUGUGAGUCCAGUUCUUGUGUGCCACCUUGCUCUGUGCCUACUUGCUGCCCACCCAUAUGCUCUGAGUCCAGUUGCUGCCAGCCAGCUUCCUGUGUGACACUGAUCUGUGAACCUGUCUGCCAACGUACCAUCUGCUGCCUAUCCAGUCCUUGUGAAUCAACUUGUAUACCCCAAGAACCUUCCUGUUGUAUUCCCAGUGUUUGCCCAUCAGCCUGCUGUCAACCCACCCCUUGCCAACAAAGCAUUUGCCUGACCAGCCCAUGUCAACCAUCUUGUUACAUAGUAAGACGCUGCCAGUCAAUUUGCUGUGAACCCAUUUCCUGCAGACCAACUUGUGUAUCCACCUCCUGCCAACCACUCUGCUGCCGACCGGGGUCUUCUGCAUCUGCCUGCCGUCCAGUUUGCUCCCGACCCACUUUCUAUGUACCUAGUUCCUGCAGGCCACCCUGCAUCACAUCUAUUUCCUACCGACCAGCUUGUUACCGCCCCAUCUGUUCCUCUCCUCUAAGCUGCAGACAACCUUACCUGACUUCUCUUUAUCGUCCAAGUUGCUACCGCCCAAGCUGCUCCCUACCCUUUCCACGCAGGCCAGCCUAUGUCACUUCCAUUGCUUCUCGGCCAGCAUGCUGCCAGCCGGUUUGCUCUGAGCCCAACUCCCCUCACAAACCGACUUCUGAAAAGUCCACUUCCAGCCAGCCAGACGGUUCUGAAUCCACUCCCUGCAAACCAGCGGUUUCAGAGGCUAGUUCUAGUGAGCCAACGAGCUCAGUGACCACUUCCUGCACGCCCACCAGCCCUACCACCUGUGAGACCAGCCCUGGAAAAGUAGAGGACGGCAAAUCAUCUGGCUGCUGCUCCAGAUCCUGCAGGUCCAGGCACUAG
Dromiciops gliroides (monito del monte) is the source of this 1320-nucleotide messenger RNA. Its product is annotated as keratin-associated protein 16-1. NCBI's taxonomy places the organism in Eukaryota, Metazoa, Chordata, Mammalia, Microbiotheria, Microbiotheriidae. The coding region runs from base 1 to 1320 and encodes 439 amino acids. The record is from RefSeq and is a predicted model, not a curated record. The transcript has a single exon. Gene Ontology annotation, cellular component: keratin filament.